AUGGCGGCCCAAGGCGAGCACGUCGCCUCCGUUCAAGGAGAAACAGCUCCUGCUGUAGAGCUCAACGAUGCUUCCGCCACUGCACAGAACGGUGCUACUGAAGCGCCGCAAGCACAAGAUUUGGCAUCGACCGAUGUUGGGACGUCAGAGUCAGAAGCACCGAUCGUAGCGCCGUUAGAUAGCUCGAGCAUCCAAUUGGGCGUCGACUCUUCCACAGCAUCUGCUGCUGUACGGGGGCCACCAUUGAGCGUCGACGCGGAAAUGACGGCGGUCGCCCCCCAUCUUUCUCAACAUACAUUUGCGACUGCGGGCCUUUCCGAUAUACCCGACGAAGUCCUCACACUAGAAGCCGAUCAAUUUCCAGUGACAACGGUGCCAAUAGAUCAGUCCUGUACACCACCAGCAGACGCCAACAUGGACACCGAUCGUGCUGUCGACGAUUAUCGCGCCGCCAUCAACACGCCUCUUCCGUCGAUGCUGAAUAGCAACGCUAUCCCACUCGAGGAGGACGCGUCCGGCGAUCUUUCCGCAUCAUCCAACGAAGCGCUCACGCUGACAUCCACCGUCUCUCGAGGUAAUUAUCAUCAGUGCGGCUCUGCACGUCGUGUCAAGGUGUACGAGCUUAAAGGCGAAACCUGGUUCGACAGAGGUACAGGCUAUUGCGCUGGUGUCUACGACGAGACCGUCGACGAAGCGCUUUUGGUGGCACGCAGAGAAGAAAAGUGCCAAUUCCUAGAAGGGAUCGAUGUUCCAGCGGAAGCGGAUGCCAAUGAAAACGAGCCGCUACUGGGCGCUGCCGUGGGCGAAGACGCAGCAGCGGCCGCCGCGCAAAAGGCACAAGCGAUGCAGCCACAGUCGUGUCAGUUUGUCGUGGUCGUCAGCGAGAACCUCGAGUCCGAAGACAUCCUUCUCGCCAGCAAGGUGGUAAGGGAGGAGGUCUAUCAGCGUCAACAGGAUACGCUUGUCGUCUGGACCGAGCCCACUGGCGUCGACAUGGCGCUCAGUUUUCAGGAGGCAGAAGGCUGUAACGAAGUUUGGGAGUUUCUCACCGAAGUUCAGAAGCAUUUCAUGGGUCUCGCCGAGGAGGCGCUCACCGACUCUCCACCAACAACGCCCAAUCCGCACUCGCCCACCGGUGUGCUAGGCAUGUCGGCCUCGGGCUCGGGUCUCGAACCGCUUCUCAACCUCAUGGGCGACUACAAAGGGCUGCCCGAACCCAGUCUCGCCAACCUAGACAAGAUCGACGCCAUGCUCAAGGAGACGACUGCGCGUGGACCCAUGAUGCGCGAAAAACUCACCACUUGGCUUAUGGAGGCGCAUUACAUCCGCAAGCUCGUGCCCUUUUUCCACACGGUCGAGGAGCUCGAGGCGCUUCCUUCGCUACACCUGCUUUGCACCAUCAUGCAGACCAUCCUCUUGCUCAAUGACAGCUUUCUUUUCGAGUACAUUUUGCAAGACGACGUCUUCCUCGGUGUAGUAGGAAUGCUCGAAUACGAUCCCGAGUUUCCGCGAUUGAAGGCCAAUUAUCGGGACCAUCUGACGCAGCGCGCACGCUUCAAGCAGGUCAUCGAUAUCGGCGACCCAAUGAUCGUCUCCAAGAUCCAUCAGACAUACCGUCUCCUUUACCUUCGCGAUGUCAUUCUUGCCCGCGUCGUAGAUGAUCCUACCGUCUCGAUCCUUAACUCGUUCAUCUUCUUCCACCAGAACGACAUUGUCAACUACUGCUGCCAGAACGACCUGUUUCUUGGCGAGCUCUUUCGAGUGCUCACCAGCCCCUCGGAACCGAAAGAGAGGCGAUGCGAGGGUGUACUCUUCCUGCAACAGCUCUGUGCUAUGGGAAAGCUUAUCCAGCUUCCUGUGCGCAUUUCUCUCUAUCGUACGCUCACCGAUUGGGGCCUUCUCAACGUGCUACAGCUUGCACUCGACCGCUUCGGGCAGGCUGCGCGAAAUGCGGCAGCCGAGAUCCUCAUGACCAUCAUCGAGUACGACGCAAACAGCGUACGCGCGCAUGUCAUUUCACAAGUGGAGCAGAAUGGACGACCCCUGGUAAGCAUGAUGAUCGACAUGCUGCAAAAUGAGACUGAUCCUGGUCUUAGGACGCAGAUUGCCGAGGCGAUGCGCAUCAUCUUUGAUGUUGCCUCGGAUGGCGGCCCCAUGGCGACACAAGCACAAGUUCUCUCGGUGCAAGGGCUCAACAAGGCCAAAGCGGAUCCAGACCGUUUCUUGACUUGGAUCUAUGAGGCCGAGAUCGGCCGGCUCUGUUCACCAUUCAACACACUUCCCGACUUUCGCGUGCUCUCCAAGGGCGAAAAGCUGCCGUCGCAAGCGCGCCAUCGUUCGGCGCUGUACGGCCAUCUCUGUGACUUGCUCUGUCACAUGAUCGCGCAUCACUCCUUCCGAAGCCAGUACUUUGUGCUCACGUCCGAGAUCGCCAAAAAGAUCGGAUCGCUGCUGCAUUCACGUGAAAAGUUCCUCCGCCUUUCAGCGCUGCGAUUCUUCAAGUACUGCCUGGCAAGCAACAAUCAGUUUACAAAUCGCCACUUUAUCAAAAUCGAGCUCUUCUCCACCAUCCUUGGGCUCAUCGAAGCAGAAGGCGACCGUAACAACUUGGUGGCCUCGGCCUGCCUCGACUUUUUCGAGCAUAUGAGGAGAGAGAACAUCAAGACGCUCAUCAGCCAUUGCAUGGAACGACAUGGUGCCCGCAUGCGCCGCUUGGCAGAACUGCCCCAGACUGCUCCUUGCUUCUCGUUGCUGGUCAGUCAAUGGGAGAAAAACCAGGAGCCGCUUCCACAACCCGAGUCGAGCGAGCUGGCGCCGCUGUCUGGUGAUGCUGAGGACAAGUCACGGCAGCAGGUGGAAGCUGGACGCGGUCAGGCCAGUAUGGCAACCGCGAACACGGAGGAGGAGAGCUAUUUCCAAGGGGAUGAUGAUGACAAGAAUGCCGAGGAGCGUGGCACGGGCAGUGCGAUCGGCCUUGUUCCUUACGAAGACGACAAGGACAACGAGGAUGUCGGUGGAGAAAUGUCGAACGCCAAAAUCGGCAGGAGGAAAGCAAGUGGUACAGGGUCGUCGCCUGGCUCGUCUCCAUCCAGGUUGGCUGAGAAGCGACGGAGGCCAGAGGAUGACGAUGAAGCAGACGACCAGCUGUCACGCCUGUCAAAGCGAAAGCCCAGCCGUACGUCUAAGAGCAAGGGCAAGAGUACGAUUCAGACACGCUCGCCGCCUGACGAUGAUAAUUCAGUUUCCAACACGCAGGCCCCUGGCGGAUUCAUACGCACCAUGGCCAAUACGAUCAGCAACACGUUUGGAAGCGGCGAAAAGCGCGAUGGCUCUCAGUCGCCCUCUCCCAAACGAGCCAAGGCGUCUCGUUCAGAAGACACUCCAUCCUCGCCGAAGCAGAAGCAAGAGCAAGAGCAAGAGGCCGACAGCACCUCACCAAGAUCGUCUGCAUCCUCCUCUGUCGCUGGCAAAGAUGCCAGCAAGAACGGUGCCGGAAGUAGUGGACUCGGCAUCAAGAGGAUUUCAUUGGGUCUCACAGGCUCCUCGAAAAAGAUGGCAGCACAGUCCAAUGUUCGCUCGACAGAUAAGUUGGAAGCCGAAGAUUCCUGA
Mycosarcoma maydis (corn smut) is the source of this 3609-nucleotide messenger RNA. RefSeq lists its product as uncharacterized. Gene Ontology annotation, cellular component: nucleoplasm; protein phosphatase 4 complex. The record is from RefSeq and is a predicted model, not a curated record. Gene Ontology annotation, molecular function: protein phosphatase activator activity. The transcript has a single exon. Gene Ontology annotation, biological process: DNA damage response; protein dephosphorylation. Lineage: Eukaryota; Fungi; Basidiomycota; Ustilaginomycetes; Ustilaginales. Bases 1 to 3609 code for a protein of 1202 amino acids.